Molecule: messenger RNA, 240 nt
Organism: Peronospora matthiolae
Lineage: Eukaryota; Oomycota; Peronosporomycetes; Peronosporales; Peronosporaceae
Source: the annotation of a GenBank genome assembly
AUGCAGAACGAGAACGGCCAGUCGAUCGACAUCUACAUCCCGCGCAAAUGCUCGUGGACCAACCGCAUCCUUGCGGCCAAGGACAACGCCUCGGUGCAGAUCAACGUGGGCCGCGUGAACGCUGAUGGCGUCUUUACGGGCGAGUCGGACACGUUCGCUCUUGCUGGCUACAUCCGUCACCACGGCGAAGGCGACAUGGCUCUGACGGAGUUGGCGCGUCAGGCGGACGCCAAGAACUAA